AUGAGUAUACCUGUUGCCUCGCUUGUUGCCGAGGCCAGCUCGUCCUUUUCUGAUAUAUUGGAUAAUAACACUUUCGACGAUCCGAUUGAGAGAACAGCUCAAUAUAUAGCUAAUUUAACAACAUCAGCGGAUGAUCUACCCGAUUUGGCGGCACUAUUUCGUCGACGUACGGUUUACUCACCAUUUCAAAAAGCAGUUCUGGAUAAAGCGUUUCGCAUUUGCCAUUAUCCAUCCGUCCGUAUGAUUCAACAAUUAUCAGUAGAGAUCGGUGUCGCACCAGAUCGUCUAAGAGUUUGGUUUAAUAAUCGUCGUCAUCGAUAUAAACGUCAAGAAUCGCUCGCGCGUAUAGCAACUCGCACAUUCUCACCUCAUUCUGGAUGCGCUUUAACAUGCUCUCCAAUGCCGAUUAUUACACAAGUUACACCUGGAGACGAACCGUAUCCCUUCACAGCAUUAUGGAAUCCAUCGGCUCGGAUGGCUCGGAGUUCGGUUAGUCACCAAAAUCCCUCCAUUUUACCGCCUCCGGGUAGCAUGCCGCGGUUAUACCCCUCAUAUAAUCAACGAACCCCAACCAACUCAACUGGGACAACGACACUGGGUAAUGUACACGAACCAGCUUAUGGUCCAGUUCCUCUAGUCUGUAUAUCAACUCAAAAAAAUGAAUCGGGUGAAAUGAUUGUUAAUAUACCGAUUCAAGGUUCAAAUGAACAAGAAAAGUUUGAUUCUGUCCUAGAGAAAAUCACUACCCCAACUAGUGAUUCUGAAAAUAGGCAAAAUAGUGAAAGAAGUUUGGAAAUUGAUCCGAAAAAUUUAGAGGACACGAAUGCUAUUAGUAAUGAUGGAAAAACAAAGAAAAAAAGUGGAAGAAAAAGAAAGUCGAAAGAUUAUGAACUAAUUUUAAAUGUGAACAUUUCAUCCUUUAUUGAAAAAGAUGAAACGUUAAAAGAUGAAGACUAUAUUACAAAACUAACAACAUUUGUUAUCUCGGUCUGUAAAGAAAAAAAUUUGAAUUGUAUCGAAUCGUCCGUUCGGAAAGAAGUUGUCAACCAACUUGCAUUAUUAAGAUCGGAACACAAGAAAAAUUGUAGGAAAACAAAAAAACGUGCGUCAGACUCAUGGCCAAGCAAAAUCAUUCAUAUUAAUCUGGAAAUUCCACUAGAUUUAUUAUUUUCUGCACCAGUCUUGUUUGAUGAUGCUUAUAUCUUCAAGCUACCCGAUAACGACGUGCCAAAAUUAUGUAUGACAACAGACGAUAAUGACGAUAAUACUAAUGAUUCACAAAACAUACACUUCAUGAAAAAUUCAUCUGUAGAGAUUAUUUCUGAAAAUAUCGUUCAGGUAAUCAUUGAAAAGGAUUUAAUACGUCGUAUUAUUCCAAAUAACCAAUUCAGUGACGAAAAAAUGAUAAUUAAUUUUAUUCGAGCAAUCAAAAAUCAAAUGAUGGAAUUGAAUAUAUCGGAAGAUCGCAUUAGCUCAUCUUCCAUCCGCCGUGCUUUAAAUCGACAUAUUUUAGAAGAUUUAAAAGACAAACAUGUGCUACACUUUCGUCUUUGUCAAGACGGAACGUGGAUCGGACGAUAUUUGAAUUGUAUAGCUUCAUCAUUAGCAUGGAUAGAUGCUGGGGAACAGUGUCAAAAUGCUCUAUCAUUAAUACCGUUAUCAUUAGUACGUGUUAAAAAAGAAAAUAGGGAGAAUGUCGAAUUAGCAUUAUCAACAAAAUUUAUUAACAUGUUCCAACCUGGACAAGUUAUGGAAAUAUUUGGUGUUGAAUAUAACAUCAUUUUUUCGUAUUCUGCCGAUUACAAAAUGGUUUCACAAGUAAUGGGACUAGCGGAGCCGUGUUCGAAUCAUUUUUGCAACUGGUGUAAAAUUAGUCGUUUAAAAUUACUGAAUAGUAUUAAUGUGGAAGACAAGACAGAUUCAUUACGGACGUCAAAAGUCAAAAAAGCAAAAACUGAUGAAAAAGAGAUUGAAACGAAUUCAAAAGACAAUAUAAAUUUUUUUAUCACCAACUAUAUUUUGUUGAGAAAAUUUUACUUAUGA
Molecule: messenger RNA, 2043 nt
Organism: Didymodactylos carnosus
Lineage: Eukaryota; Metazoa; Rotifera; Eurotatoria; Philodinida; Philodinidae
Source: the annotation of a GenBank genome assembly